Molecule: messenger RNA, 2091 nt
Organism: Theobroma cacao (cacao)
Lineage: Eukaryota; Viridiplantae; Streptophyta; Magnoliopsida; Malvales; Malvaceae
Product: arginine-specific demethylase JMJ20-like
Biological process (GO): protein hydroxylation; positive regulation of translational termination
Cellular component (GO): nucleus; cytoplasm
Molecular function (GO): 2-oxoglutarate-dependent dioxygenase activity; sequence-specific DNA binding
Source: RefSeq, a predicted model, not a curated record
UGACAUUUCGGGUUUAACGCACGUGUCCAACUCAACUCAAAAACCACUCGGAACUAGUCCUGAGUGAUUCCCUUUGUCUGAAGAUCAUAAUUAACUGAGCCGUCAAGGAAAACAGAGGCAAAGGGAAAAUGGGUAUAAAGAUUGGGGGGCAGAUUGAGAAGGUAAAUGGAAGAGAACUUUCCUAUAGUGAGUUUGCUGAAAGAUACUUAGCCAAAAACCAGCCUGUGGUUUUAACUGGUUUGAUGGAUGAUUGGGGAGCUUGCAAAGACUGGGUUUCCUCCAAUGGACAACCUAACCUCCAUUUCUUCUCUACCCAUUUUGGUAAAUCCAAAGUUCAGGUUGCAGAUUGUGGUACAAGGGAAUUCACUGAUCAGAAAAGGGUAGAGAUGUCUGUUUUGGAGUUUGUUAAUCACUGGCUUCAGGGUUCUGUAGAGGACCUUGAUGGUAAUGGUAAUGGCAAGUCGGUGCUUUAUUUGAAGGACUGGCAUUUUGUGAAGGAGUAUCCAGAAUAUCUAGCGUACAAAACUCCGGUGUUUUUUACUGAUGAUUGGCUCAAUUUUUAUCUUGACAAUUAUCGUAUGCAUGACGAUCCAGACACUAACCAAGAGAAUAAUGAUAUAUGUUGCUCUGAUUAUCGUUUUGUGUAUAUGGGAGCAAAAGGAUCCUGGACACCUCUUCAUGCUGAUGUUUUCAGAUCAUAUAGUUGGUCAGCCAACGUGUGUGGCAAGAAGAAGUGGCUUUUUCUGCCUCCUCUGCAAUGCCAUCUUCUGUUUGACAGGAACAUGAAAAGCUCUGUCUAUAAUAUCUUUGAUGACAUUAGUGAAACUAAAUUCUCUGGUUUUAAGAAGGCAAUCUGGAUGGAAUGCAUACAGGAACAGAAUGAAAUUAUCUUUGUGCCUAGUGGAUGGUACCAUCAAGUCCAUAAUCUGGAGGACACAAUAUCAAUAAACCACAACUGGUUCAAUGCCUACAAUCUCUCUUGGGUGUGGGAUCUGCUAUUAAGAGACUACAAGGAGGCCAAGGAGUACAUAGAGGAUAUCAAAGACAUCUGUGACAAUUUUGAAGGUCUCUGUCAACGUAAUCUUGCAGCAAACACAGGCAUGAAUUUUAAUGACUUCUUCAUCUUCAUAUCACGCUUUUCAUUAGCCAAUGUGGUGGAACUGUAUUAUAUACAUAAUGAAUCAAAGUCCAAAAGUUCAAACAGGCAUUGGUCUGAUAUGGUGCAGCAUUUUGCUCAAAACCUUGCAUCUAUGCGGAAAAUAGCAUUGAAGAUGAAAUCUGAAGGUGGUGUGCAAGGAAAUCUUGGCAUCCUGGAUUUGAGAGAAUCUCUAAGUGAUCCUAAGUUUCUUAAACUAUGCAGUGGUUUGGGCAGAAUAUAUGCAGUGAUCCAUGAACAAGAGAAUUGGAGCUGUACUAUGAGGAAAGUUUUGAUGGCUGAAUUUGAGAAUUAUGGAUCUCGAGUUUGUAGUCCUGAAGAUCUUGUUAAAUUUAUAGACUAUGCCGUUUCAAAACUUAGUGGCAAUGGCACUGAACAGAACACUUUGCUGUCUGUGUUAUAUGAUGCCCAGCCACGUCAGCAAAAUUAGCACAUUUUUUCCCCUCUAUGUUGCAGUGGCUGUAAAUGGCCUGUUCUCUAAGUUACAUAGAGAUGCAUUUCUGUUAUUGUGUGCUCUUCUCAGUAAUCAUGUAUGUGCUUAAUUCACAUGUGAAGCUGAGAAUCUAAUGACUUAAGCAUAACCAAAGUCAAAUAGCAUGUAGCAAACGAUGGUUUUGGAUCAAACAGCCUGGAUACAGGGAAACUAGAGUUGCUUGAAAAAUGCAUUCUCUUCCUCUGUUACAAAUCAAAUGCCAGACCAGAAAUUCUCUUUUCUGUGCUCGAGCCUGGCACUUCAUGUCAUCAUUGCUUUGCAAUUUGUGAGCAGAUUCAAAAUGACCCUUGAUUUGAUUAGACAAAACUGUUUCUCAUUAGAUUGUGAAAACAGUGCAAAAGUGUAAACAUGUAGCCUCCUUUUUGUUUUCUUUGUAGUCAACUAUACAUGUUUUGGCUUUUGUUUUUGAUAAUGACUAUCAUGUUCUUGAGUUCUUGUCUAA